UUUAAAGUCAAGAGUCAGGUUAAUGUCCUGUCUGACUGACAGACAGAGGUCAUGAUCUCAGGUCAGUGGGGCAAGCUGACACAAUGUAUUUAGGAUUCCCUGUAAUCAGGAGGUAAUUCUCUGUAUUUUCCAGAGCGGAAAAAACAGCGGGGAGUGACGUCAGUGGUAAUUGGACGGGACACCCUCACCCUCGCCCUCACACUCGCCCUGUCCUGUCCUGUCCUGCACGCUGAGCCCAGCCCGUGUUUCAGUGUGUGUUUGCAUGGGGAAGCUGUGAGCGGUCUCUCCUGAAGCUCCGGCACUGCAGAGGCAUCAUGGGAAACUCUCACGGCAUGUCAGUGAAGGAGCUGAGUGCCUGUCAUUCCCAUCAGUGGUACCGCAAGUUCAUGACCGAGUGUCCGUCCGGUCAGCUCACCUUCUACGAGUUCAAGAAGUUCUUCGGUCUGAAGAAUCUGUCCGAAAAAUCCAACGAGUACGUCAAGACCAUGUUCAAGACCUUCGACAUUAACGACGACGGCUGCAUUGAUUUCAUGGAGUAUGUGGCUGCUCUGAGUUUGGUUCUGAAGGGUGGUGUUCAGCAGAAGCUGCGCUGGUACUUCAAGCUGUUCGACGUGGACGGCAGCGGCUGCAUCGACCGCGAGGAGCUGCUGCUCAUCUUCAAGGCCAUUGAAGCCAUUAACGGAGUAGAGCAGGAGUUUUCCGCUGAGGAAUUGACUGACAUGGUGUUCAACAAAAUUGAUGUUAACGGAGACGGCGAGCUGUCUCUGGACGAGUUCAUCGAGGGCAUCCAGGCAGACGAGGUUCUGUCGGUGAUGCUGACCCAGAGUCUGGAUCUGACUCAUAUCGUCAGUAAUAUCUACACAGACACGGGCUCUGAGCAGCAGCUUAACUGACCCCAGACCAGCCUGAGAUCAGGGUGCCAAACCAGAGGACGAUCACCAGCGUAAAUCAACUCUAAAGCUGCUGAUUCAGCAUUAAACCCUCAACGCAUCAGAUACUGACAGCAUUAAUAGUGUUCACCUGCAUUUC
Carassius carassius (crucian carp) is the source of this 1029-nucleotide messenger RNA. RefSeq names its product guanylyl cyclase-activating protein 1-like. The record is from RefSeq and is a predicted model, not a curated record. Gene Ontology annotation, molecular function: calcium ion binding; calcium sensitive guanylate cyclase activator activity. Lineage: Eukaryota; Metazoa; Chordata; Actinopteri; Cypriniformes; Cyprinidae. The transcript is spliced from 4 exons. Gene Ontology annotation, biological process: positive regulation of guanylate cyclase activity; visual perception. The coding region runs from base 315 to 893 and encodes 192 amino acids. Gene Ontology annotation, cellular component: cone photoreceptor outer segment; photoreceptor inner segment.